This is a messenger RNA of Seriola dumerili (greater amberjack), 3183 nucleotides long. RefSeq names its product grainyhead-like protein 2 homolog. Gene Ontology annotation, biological process: neural tube development; brain development; regulation of transcription by RNA polymerase II. The record is from RefSeq and is a predicted model, not a curated record. The transcript is spliced from 15 exons. Gene Ontology annotation, molecular function: RNA polymerase II cis-regulatory region sequence-specific DNA binding; DNA-binding transcription activator activity, RNA polymerase II-specific. Gene Ontology annotation, cellular component: nucleus. Bases 224 to 2128 code for a protein of 634 amino acids. NCBI's taxonomy places the organism in Eukaryota, Metazoa, Chordata, Actinopteri, Carangiformes, Carangidae.
CAUGCGUAACCUCAAAAUUUACCCGAUAUCAAAGACAGUCCAAUAUAUCUUAGUACGCUCGGUUACAGAUGAUUUCAUUGGCUGUUUUGACUGCGAGGUUAAAUACAGCCCGCCUCUUGUCGGCCUAGUUUUCUCAGUCUCCCACAGAAACUUACCUGCACUAACUAGAAAGUCCAGUUUCUCAAGCAAGUCCUAGACAACAUCAGAGAGUCCUGGAGGCAGCAUGGAUCUGGACAGUAAACGGCUGGUGGUGGUGAUACCGAAUGAAGUGUCGGUGCCCUCAGGCAGGGUGUUCAACAGUGAGGACGAGGCAUGGAGGAGCUACCUGGAGAACCCACUGACUGCGGCCACUAAGGCCAUGAUGAGCAUCAAUGGAGAUGAGGACAGUGCAGCAGCUCUGGGACUGCUCUAUGACUACUACAAGGUCAGAGAGAGGGGACGUGCCUCCAGCGGUCUUAAGCCCACAGACCCCUCCGCUCUUGGACCCAAUAACUGUGGGAACUUGGAAAUACUAGACCACCAUCUUCAGGCUCUUAGAUGCGUGCCUGUCAACCUCUCUCUAAACAAUAGCACCACCACAGAACAUCAGAGCUGCAGGUACGGAACUACCAGCCUUGCAGGAGAGAGCAGAGCAGGAGAUGGUAAAGGUAAAGGUGGGGCAGCUCUUGCUCUGGUCAAGACAGAGGGCCAGACGUCCAUGGGAGUGUCCUCUUCUGGAGGUUCCUGUCUGGAAGAACCCAGAGACCGGAUAAGGAUGGUUUACGAGCAGAGCUGCUACGAUUUGUCCCUUUCUGGGUACUUGAAAGAUGAUCAGAGAAGCACUCCAGACAGCACGUAUGAGGAUACUGUGGAGGGAGAGAUGUACCACAGAAGUCCUUCCUCAGGAGAUGGUGAUUUCCACUACAGCCUACCAGUUGAUAGUUUCCAAUACAGUCUGGAGGCCAGCAUGUCGCUGCGGCGAGGAGAAGGACCCAUGGCUUACCUGAACCGGGGCCAGUUCUACGCUUUGACACUGUCUGAGACCGGCUUCAGAUCAUCCCUAUGUCAGCACAGAGGCAAAGUGCGGGUGAGUCGACCGACGCUGUCACAGGGGCCUGAUGGGAGCCCAUCCAGUAGUGAGCAAUGCACCAUGGGAGGCUCUGAGCGGCAGCACGACAGUAUUGUACAGAGUGUUAUCAUGGUCGUCUUUGGGGAAGACAAGUGCAGAGACGAGCAGCUGAAGAACUGGAAGUACUGGCAUUCCCGUCAGCACACAGCUAAACAGAGAGUCCUGGACAUUGCCGACUACAAGGAGAGCUUCUGCACGAUUGGGAACGUGGAGGAAAUUGCCUACAACGCUGUGUCUUUCACAUGGGAUGUCAGUGAAGAAGCCAAGGUCUUUAUCUCAGUGAACUGUCUGAGCACAGACUUCUCCUCGCAGAAGGGUGUGAAGGGGAUGCCUCUGAUAAUCCAGAUUGACACCUACAGCUACAACAGUUGCAACAGCAGACCCAUCCACAGGGCCUAUUCUCAGAUCAAGGUCUUCUGCGACAAGGGUGCUGAGAGGAAGCUUCGUGAUGAGGAGAAGAAACAUCUCAGAAAGAGGAUGAAAGGGAAAAAUGGCAGCUUGGGGCAAACCUCUCCCAUUAAGAGGGCUCAAAGCACACUGUUCAAAACCAUGAUAGACCUGGACUCCCAGCCUGUCCUCUUCAUUCCUGACGUCCACUUUGGAAACCUGCAGAGAGCAGGGCAGGUGUUUGCUUUUAACACUGAGGAGGUUGACAGAGAGGGGAGUGUUCUGGUGAAGAGGAUGUCAUGUGCCGCUGAGGAAGAUACCUGUCCACCUCAGUCCAAGAAGGUCAAAGUAGACGAGGAAAGGAGAGUUCUUCUAUAUGUGAGGAAGGAGUGUGAUGAAGUGUUUGACGCCUUAAUGCUGCACACCCCAACCCUCAAAGCACUGAUGGAGGCAAUCUCAGAGAAAUAUGCGUUGCCUGUUGACAAGGUGGCCAAGGUUUACCAAAAAAGCAAAAAAGGGGUCCUGGUGAACAUGGAUGACAACAUCAUCCAGCAUUUUUCCAAUGAGGACACCUUCAUCCUGGCCAUCGAGAGGUCAGCAGAAACCUUGCGUGUGAUUCUGUCAGAGAUCUGACGGUUGUUAGCCACAGCACUGUAUUCAUAGUUAUCAUAUUGUCAGACAGAGGUGAUCAGUGGUGGGUGAAGCUUUAGCCACGCCACAUGUAAAAAUUGUGAGUAUUGUAAGCAGUAUUAGACGACAGCACCGUCUUUAUUGACGUCCACAUAGGAUUCUCAGUAGGGUUUGUUGCCCUGAAUGGAUCAUUGGCCAAAAUCCACAUCCACCGCACCUGCUGUAGUACCUGUUAACAGACAACCUGCUGGAGGAUUUCUUGCACUAGGAACUCAUUGUGGAUUUGUUGUUAGGUGGGAAAAAUCUUUUGAACUACCUUUGCAAGUAUUCACUAGCUCAUGAGAAUUGACUGAGAUGAGAUCACCACAAAGCAUCCAUCCAGCAGCAUGCUGUGGUUUCACAGGAAGUAGACAGAACAGUACACAGUGGCCUUAUUGGAUUAACAGCAGGGACUGCUAUUUGGUUCCUCUGUGGCCUCAACGACUUGAUCAGAUGCUUCAGAGCAAGUUUAUCUUUUGCUGCCACUCAGCAGUUCAAGGUAAUAUUGUUCAAGGCCUAUUGUUCUGUAUGUAUAUAAUUAUUUCUAGACGUGUCCUGAAAGUAGUUCUGGUCUCUUGAUUUAGUCAAAGUGAACUUUGUCUAAUUUUUAUUUGUUGUCCAUCUUUUUUAUUGAUUGGUCAUAUUUUUACUCCAAUUGGUGCCAGUGAAAUAACGGUUGUGAUUACAUGCUGAUGUCUCAGGAUCUAUAAUUAGACAAGGCACCAUUAUGGAAGAAGACUGCAAGUCUCCAGGAUGCUGUUAAACUGUUUAGCUUCCUUUGCGCGAAUGUUUAUUGCUUUAUCUCUCUCUGAUGAGACUGUAGUCAGUCGUAUUUAUGACAGUUAGGGACUUACAAAGCCCAAAUGGUCCAUUUACACAAUCCUUGUCUGAGGCUACUGCAAACCAUCAGAGCUUAACGGUCUAACUGCUCUGUUCCUGCUCACUGCCUGUGUUUACACCUGAGUCACUGACAACGUCUCCAUCAUUCAUACGCUUCAUGCACUGUGAUGUACAGUCUU